AAAACGAUCGUGCACGAUUCAUUCUGGAGUGAAUGCUGUCAAUCAGUUGGAAAUUGUGUGCCACCAGUGAAGACUGCGUUAAAAAUGUGGACGAUCCUGGGAGGAGUUCUGGUGCUAGUGCUGCUGUACGUCAUCCUCAAAGAGGACAACUACUUCAAGGACUACGGGAUCCCCCACCUCAAGCCACUUCCUAUCCUGGGUAACAUGGGAGGUACGUUCACCAGACGAAUUUCCUUCUUCGACUUGAUCCAAAAAAUCUACGACCUCAACAGGAACGCGAAGUACGUCGGCGUCCACGACUUCAACACUCCAAUAAUAAUGAUCCGUGAUCGAGAGCUAGGGAAGAUCAUCACCGUGAAGUCCUUCGAUCACUUCGUCAAUCACCGGAAAUUUAUUGAUCCCAACCUAGAUCCCCUCUUCGGUAACCUCAUAUUCUCCCUGAAGGACGACCACUGGAGGAGGAUCAGGAACCUGAUAAGUCCGGCUUUCACAUCAAGCAAGAUGAAAGCAGCCUUCAAACUAAUCGCUGAUUGUGCAUCAAAUUACGCUGAUUACUUCGCCGAGGAGUCACGAUUAAAACCUCUGGAGUGCAACACCAAGGACGCCUUCACCAGGUACACAAAUGACGUGAUAGGUACGUUUGCCUUUGGGGUGAGCAUCGAUUCAAUCAGAAAUCGAGAGAACGAGUUCUAUAUCCUGGGUAAGAAAUCGACGAGUUUCGAGGGAAUGGCAAUGGUGAGGCUGACACUCAUGCGAUUUGUUCCUAGAUUUUGCAAAUUGUUUAAUAUCAAAUUUGCAACUGAUGAUGUUCGUCAUUUCUUCACGAAUCUUGUUAAGGAGACGAUUGCAAUGCGGGACGAGAAGGGAGUGUCAAGGCCUGAUCUGAUACAACUCAUGAUGGAGACGAGGAAUGAUAAGGAUGGGAAAAAAUUGAGUGUCUUGGAGAUGACGUCUCAGGCGUAUGGAUUUUUUUUCGCUGGUUUUGACACUUCGUCGACGCUCAUGUGCUUCGUAGCCCAGGAAAUCGCUGAGAAGUCUCACGUCCAGGAGAAGCUCCAGAGGGAGGUCGAUGAGGUGUUUGAGGAGCAUCAGGGCGAUCCUCCGUAUGAAGCUAUCAAUAAUAUGGUUUAUCUUGAUGCUGUUAUCAAUGAGGCACUCCGGAUGUAUCCUGUGGCACCUUUUCAGGAUAGACUCUGCAAUUCUGAAUUCGAAUUGCCACCAGCACUUCCCGGGGAGAAACCUCUGGUAUUGAAACCUGGGGAUGUCGUUUGGCUUCCCAUUUAUUGUAUUCAUAGGGAUCCGGAGUAUUUUGAUAAUCCUGAAGUAUUCGAUCCUGAACGAUUUGUUAAGGGGGAUAAGUCCUCGGCGUUUGCUGUUAAUUCUAUGACGUUUGGACAGGGACCUAGGGCCUGCAUUGGAAAUCGAUUUGCUAUUUUGGAGACUAAGAUAUUGUUCGCGUAUUUGUUGAGGAAGUGCAGGCUCACACCUGGCAGCAAGAUGAUUACCCCCAUGAGGAUCAGCAAGUCCAGUUUUAUUAUGAAGGCUGAGGGUGGCUUCUGGGUGGAGUUUCAACCGAGGAGCCAAGAAUCGGAAUCCCAACAUUGAGAUUAUAUGUUAUUAUUGGGACUUUUUGGUAUUGAAAGCGAUUUUUUUUUGAGUAGUUUUGCAGAUUGAAUUUUUAGUUUUUAAUUAAGAAAAAUCAUGAUCAGGUAUUUAG
Messenger RNA from Fopius arisanus, 1717 nucleotides. Its product is annotated as cytochrome P450 9e2-like. The record is from RefSeq and is a predicted model, not a curated record. The coding region runs from base 85 to 1605 and encodes 506 amino acids. The transcript has a single exon. Gene Ontology annotation, molecular function: oxidoreductase activity, acting on paired donors, with incorporation or reduction of molecular oxygen; iron ion binding; heme binding. NCBI's taxonomy places the organism in Eukaryota, Metazoa, Arthropoda, Insecta, Hymenoptera, Braconidae.